GGGGAAUAUAUUAUUUACCUUUACACUUUGGACGAGGAUCGCCGUUUCGUGUCGCCACUUUUUGUCGAUCAGCGCAGAGACGCAGCUGCUUAACAUUAACUGCACAAACGCUGGUUACGUAAGCACGUCGGAAACUAUGGCUGCCAAGGAACCGUCCCCGAUCGUCAAAUCCUACCUGAUUCUGUACAACGCAGCCCAAGUCGUCGGCUGGUGUUACAUGCUAUAUCAGCUGAUAGCUUACUACACCAUCGACAAGGGCACGGAAAAAACGCUCUGGGACUAUCUUGGAUUCACCGUCAUCCUGUUCCAAAAUGCAGCCCUACUCGAGAUUGUACACGCUUUCACGCGGAUCGUGCCGAGCAAUCCGGUCAUCACCACGUUCCAGGUACUGUCCCGGGUGAUGGUCGUCUGCGGUGUUGUGAUGGCUACACCGACUGGCAAAGUUUCACCAGGUCUUCCGCUUGCCAUACUGGCCUGGUCGGUGACGGAGAUCAUUCGAUACGCGUACUACGCCCUCAACCUGAUCGACGCCGUCCCGCAGCUGCUCAUCUUUCUGCGCUACACCACCUUCAUAGUGCUGUACCCGACCGGCGUGACCGGUGAGCUGCUGUGCUUCUACUGGGCCCAGUCGCACGUGGCCAACACGAAACAGUGGAGCAUCGAAAUGCCCAAUACGUACAACUUUACCUUCUCGUACCUGUACUUCCUGUGGGCGGUGAUGCUGCUCUACAUUCCACUGUUCCCUCAUCUGUACCUGCACAUGUUUGCUCAGCGCAAGAAGAUUCUAGGCUCCGGCUCGAGCAGUGGCGCGACCAAGCAGAAGCACAAUUGACUGCAAGCGUUUGGCUUUCCGGCUUGACCGUACCCAAGCUCCUAAGAGAAAAGCCUUCCCAAAUGCAUGCUACAGUUAAAUUUUUGUAUUGCUCUCCAUUUUUUUAUGUAUUUCUUUUCUUUUUUUCAAAAAGCAAAUAAUGGGUUGGACUUCCUAAGGUUCUUUGUCGCCGUAUGAGCAGGGAUUUCAGACUGAUAAGUUAAAGUUAGUUUGAUUUAAACGGUGCAUUCGUUUAUUGUUUAAGGUUUAGUUUUACACAUUCAUUCCAUCGUGGUGAUAGCUUAAUCGACUUUAAGUGGGUGUGCAAUGUUGGGCGCGGGUCGGGUUGAACGAACAAAAAUAAAACUAAAAUGUUUUAAAGGAAA
This is a messenger RNA of Anopheles arabiensis, 1197 nucleotides long. It is a transcript of the gene Hacd1, whose product is annotated as very-long-chain (3R)-3-hydroxyacyl-CoA dehydratase hpo-8. NCBI's taxonomy places the organism in Eukaryota, Metazoa, Arthropoda, Insecta, Diptera, Culicidae. Gene Ontology annotation, biological process: sphingolipid biosynthetic process; very long-chain fatty acid biosynthetic process; fatty acid elongation. The record is from RefSeq and is a predicted model, not a curated record. The transcript has 3 exons. Gene Ontology annotation, cellular component: endoplasmic reticulum membrane. The coding region runs from base 137 to 832 and encodes 231 amino acids. Gene Ontology annotation, molecular function: 3-hydroxyacyl-CoA dehydratase activity.